Messenger RNA from Culicoides brevitarsis, 2106 nucleotides. RefSeq names its product protein rolling stone. The transcript has 9 exons. The coding region runs from base 465 to 1475 and encodes 336 amino acids. NCBI's taxonomy places the organism in Eukaryota, Metazoa, Arthropoda, Insecta, Diptera, Ceratopogonidae. Gene Ontology annotation, cellular component: membrane. The record is from RefSeq and is a predicted model, not a curated record.
CUAAACAAAAUUAUAACAUAAUAAGUGAUGUUUUUAAUACCAUUUGAAAUAUCUUACAUGUAUUUAUUUCAUUAACGAUAUUAUUUUGUGUUAAAAGGAGUUACAAAUGAAAAGUCUACCUGAGUGAAACUCUGACGUCACAUUAUUACCAUUCAUCUAUUUUAAAUGCAAGUGCUACAGAAAAACUACAUACUUACGACCAUAAUAAAAAAUUAAUUAUUCUGAAAAUCACUGAUUGCAAUACAUAGGAAACAAAGAUGUAUCACUCACAAGUCAGUCUUAAGCAACAUCUAAGAUUCAAUCAGAAUUGAUGCUUUUUUGCAGAAAAACUCUAAAAUUAGUGUAAUUUUCAACACUACAAUUUCGUGUCUGUUUGUGUGUGUUAGAAAAAACAGUAUUAAAAUAUACAAAAGAAUACAUCAAAAACAUAAAAAUAAGCUCUCUGUCUAUACUUAUGAGUUCGUAUGGCAAGGCAUGCAGAAAAUAAUACUUCUCGUCCUGUUGAGACUAUUUGGCCGGUCCCCGACGAUAGCUCUGUUGUAAACAUGGUGAACAAACUGUGGAAUACCUGUAAAUCUGAUGAUCCUAAUGUUCAAACAGCUGACAUAGUCUUAAGCAGAGUUAAAACACACAAACAUCACUUUUAUCUAUGUCAAUGGCAAACAAACACACAAGUAAGCCUUUUCUACUUGCUCUACCGAUGGUUAGUAGCAAUAUCCUUUCUUGCCAUCGUUGUUUGUACAGUCCUUGAUAUUGGUAGAACCGAACCAAUAACAGAACAUCAUUAUGCUAAAUGGUGCAUUUACUUAACUAAUUGGGGUAUUCUGGCGUGUGCUAUCCAAGCAUGGCUAGCAGCGUUUAUCGUAACUGGAGGGAUUAUGAUUGUAGAGGAGGAAUUUGAACUGGAUAACCCAACGAGAAAGAAUAUAAUUCAUAAAACGUAUUGGUUUUUUUAUACAAUUGCCACAAUUUACUCUUUGAUAAUUACGGUCAUGUAUUGGACAGUUAUAUAUGAUCCUGAAAUCCACAAAAUAAACGCUGUAAAUAUGAUGAGCCACGUUGUGAACUCGGUUUUAAUGUUAAUUGACUUGAUAGUUGUUGGACAUCCUAUUAAAAUUCAGCAUGCUUAUCAGACGAUAGGCUUAGGUAUUAUUUACAUGAUAUUCACCAUAACAUACUACAUUCUAGAUGGUACAAAUAGACUCGAUGAACCGUUUGUUUAUAAGCCAAUGGACUGGAGUAGACCCGGAAAAGCACUAGCUAUCAGUGUUGGUGGCUUAAUUUUUGUAUUCAUCGUACACUUCAUCUGUUAUCUUGUCUAUAGGGUACGCGUUUGCAUUUAUAACGCUUGCUGUCGCAAAGACAAUGAACGUGAUAAAUUCACUGCAUUGGGACGAACUCUAUCCACGAAUUUGGAUACAUCACAGAGGCAAAAUUUCCUUAAUCCCACAACAAUUAUAGAUUUAAAAGUUUAAAGGAAUCACUGAAAGCAACUCACACAAAAAAGUAUUAUAAAAAAUUAUAACGGAUACCUAUUUAUUAAAAAAAAUAAUAAUAAUAAUUAUAAAAACUUAGGAAAAAGCAAGACUUAGUAGCGCGGUUGUGACGCAAGAUAUGAAAGCAGAUAAAAAAGGAUACUCAUGAAAUAUAAUCUUCUUGAUUCCAAUUUUUAAUGAUAAAUAAGAAUUUAGCAUACACCUUGGAAAAGAAACACUUUUCUCUCUCUCAGAUCUAAAUAUUUUUGGCCAAAUUUCUUACGAACAACCGCUCAAUUGUUACACAUAUAAUAAGGAAGGCUGGUUCAAUUUGUAGAACUUAUGUUUAAUUUAAUAUAUAUAAACCUAAUUAUAAUAUAUAUAGGUAAUAUUGAGAGUAGUCCAUACAAUUUAUCAAUACUACGAAAAUAUAAAUUUUGUGAAAGCGGAAAAGUGCAGAAAAUCAUAAAGGUUCUUUCAUUUUGUUUGUUUUUCUAUUAUUUUUAACAUCCGUCCUUUAUCGAAACGUACAUUACAUAUAUACAUAUAUAAUUUUUUUUUUGCUUUUUAUUCGUUUUCUAAUUUAUAUUUAUUAUAUUAUAACGAAGAAACACACAAUAUUUUUGAAAAU